AUGUUAGCCCCAGCAUUAGUAAGAAAUUCAAUGAUCUUAAGACCAGUUGUAGUUUCUACACGUUACAGCAUGGUUCGUAUGAUGUCUAGUACAAGAAAUUGUGCUAAAGAUCAUAGAAUGAAGCAUCCGGACGCAGAAGAUGUUAAAGAACAAAGAAAAUUCGAUGCAAACAAGAAGAAGCUAGAGAAGUUAGAACAUGGUGGUCAUUCUGGUAUUAUGAAACCUUCAAUGGAAAAAUUGCAACAAAAAGGUGAAAAUGCAAGAAUUGAACAAAACAGACCAGACGAUGGUGUCUACUAA
Molecule: messenger RNA, 300 nt
Organism: Maudiozyma saulgeensis
Lineage: Eukaryota; Fungi; Ascomycota; Saccharomycetes; Saccharomycetales; Saccharomycetaceae
Source: the annotation of a GenBank genome assembly